AUCAAAACACUCUUGAUCGCAACGCCAGCCAUCAUUUUAGGAUGACAUUCGCCACUUGAAGCAGAUGUUGACACCAACUAGACAUUAAAACAGGACACAAUUUUGCAAACUUGGUAUAGGACUGAUGCGAUUUGUUCCCGUUUGUCACUGAGAGUGGGAAGUAAAAGUUGAAGUUUCUCCAUGGCAGCCAUGACUGAAAAAAUGAUACUGCCACUGGAUGUGGUGAUCGAAUCAAUAUCCACAAACAGUGAGCUAAAAGAGAAGUGGAACCAUUUGUACAUAUACAAAGAAGAAAUAAAAAAGCUACGAUUGCGAUGCAAAGAAUUUUUAGCAGAGGAUAAAUGCUGGAACCAGGCCCUGAACUCAUAUGUAGAGAAGUCGUGGCAGACUGAUGGAAAUACUUCCGAGCUGCUGUACGAGCUGUUGAUUAGGUGCUACCAGGACAAAUGUGAUCAGAACUCUGCAGAUGGCAUCAUCAUUUCUGGAGAGUUGACCACACUUCAGAAUAAGUAUGAAGGAAAGCAUUCUGACCUCAUCACAGAUCUUUUGAUGGUUUUGCACUCUGAGAGACAACUGCUACGACCAAGUCAGGAGGAAGGUAUGGAUACAUCAGAAAAAGAUGGCAUCCUUCACAAUGUACAGCAACUGGAUGUUCUCCGCAAGAAUCUAGAUGAACUUGUACAGUCCUAUGAGAAUGUGAAUGAAGAAAUUGAGAAUCAUCAGCAAUGUAUUCGUGCAUUAUGUCAACCAGGAUCCUUACAGAAUGGACUCCGCGAUACCACUCGUCAGGCAGAAAUUGAACAUUAUCGAGCUCAACUUCACGAGUGUAAUUCAGAAAAAUGCAACACUGAGAAGGGAAUUUAUGACACACUUAACGACAUUGUAAACAAUGCUGAUACAGUGUUAAAAGAGAUGCAGAUGGAAAUGGAACACUGGAGGAUGGAACAGAGAAAGUAUUAUGUUGAUGUCGCGACAAAACCCAGCUUGCCUAAUAAACCACCACUUACGAAAUGGUGUGCACAUGCUGGACUGUCCCUGUUUGACCUUAUUCGCUGUUCUCUGCCAAACAUUCCACAAAACAAUAGCCUAAAUCUCACAAAGAACAUACAGACUAUAAAUGAAAUAUUUGACCAAAUGCAGCUGUGUUCCUUCGUGGUCACUGAUCAGGUCAAGAACUACAUCAAAGUCAGCAUGGGAACGAAAAAGAAGGGUGGUGAUGGGCAAGAUGAGGAAGAUGAGGACAGUGGAGGGAACAAGAAGUUCAGCUGUCCAAAAUUUAAAGCCACCGUCAGACUUGUUGCUGCUGCAUCAAUUGAUUCUGUGGAGCAAGUACGUGCAUACUUUGUCCAUGAGGACUAUCUGUCCCAGGUUAAGGACCCUGCAACCCAUGAUUUUUCAACAUCCAAGUAUCCACUAAAGGACACGAAACAGAAGGGGGCCUCCAGCACUGCCACUAGUACUGUGGAGAAGGACACGGGAAAUGCAACAUUUAAAUCUCUGGAGCUGAAGAGUUUUAACAGAGAAAAGGAGAGCAAUGUUGCUAAGGAAAAGUUUAGGAUUGUGUUCCAAACAAAGAUGAGGGUCGGGGAGAGGGUGAUCAAUUUAUGGACAAUGUCACUACCAAUUGUAGUGAUCACUGGUGCCAGUCAACAAUGUAAUGCAUGUGGAUCUCUCUUGUGGCAGUGUCUCAAUCCAGCGGACAAGGGACAGUUUCCACCCCCUGCAUGUCCAGAAGAACUACCUUGGUCCCAGGUAAAGGAAUUGUUGGACACCAAAAUAAAAUAUCUGGGUGGACGAGGGCUCACUCAGGAUGAAGAGAAACACCUGGUUUCAAGAAUUUCAGGUGAUCCGAAUAUCUCUCUUGACAGCGACCCCCUGAUUCCCUUCAGGAAAUUUUGUAUUGAUAAGAUGAUGGAUAUAAGUGACCCUAACAAGAAACCUGAAGAUCGUAAGAAGUCGGCAACAUUCUGGAUGUGGUUUCAGGCUGUUUAUAACCUGAUCAACACUCACCUCAAGGAAUACUGGAAGAAAGAACUCAUUCUUGGUUUCCUGGACAAGGAACAAGCCAACGAAUGUCUCAAAGAUUGCCGUCAACAUACUUUCCUCCUCCGAUUUAGCAACAACAUCAUCACAGAUGCUCAGGGCCAGAAUAUGUGUGGUGCUAUCUCUGUGUCCUACAUGACAGCUGCAAGAAAGACAGACCACAUGUUGCCAUCCAUUACUGAGGACUUAAAGAAAUACAACUUGGCUCUGACAUUAAAAAGGAUGAUUAAUGGCAAAACUCACGAAUGUGAGAUGAAAUGGGUUUAUCCAGGUAUGAAACCCAGAGAAGAAGAAUACAGAGCGUUCCUUGAAGAUGAUUGCCCCGAGCGUAAACGUAUAGAUGGCUAUACCAAGUUAAAGGAGAUGUUGGUCAUAGAGCAAGUUAAUGAUGAGUUGGGGGGUUUGACACUGAAUGAACGUCAGAAGAAGAGACCAGUGCAUAGGGUCAAAGGUCAAAACAAUUUCAAGGUAGCAAAGGUCACAGCAGUCAGCCAUGUUGUGACAAAUCAUGAUGAGGAAUCGUCAUCAGGACAACAGUCAGGGAACCUGCCUAAAAUUGUUGAUGAAAGAGAACCAAAUGAGCAGUCUUCCAAUAAUGUGAUGCAGGUGAUCCCAGGAAGUGCUACCUUGAGUAGGACACGAUCGGUUCCUCAACCUUCUGAUGUUGCAACUAAGCCAAUCUCUUCCACCUCAAGAAGUCUAUCACAUCCUCAUACAACCAAGUUUCCACAUCUUCAAAACAUUUUAUCAGAACCAGUCAAGGAUGGACUCAAAAUCAAGUUACUGCAGGGUCCUAAUGCUACACAUUUCCCACAGGGUUGUGUAGAGGUCAACCAAGGUAUUGGUUGGAGUCAGGCAGAAGACAGGUUAGACAUGGUGCACCAUCAGAAAAAAACUAUCACUGGGGGAAACAAUGGUUUCUUUACAGUUGAAUCAAGUGUUAAACCAUGUAACUCACCUGUUUCUUUAUUGCCAUUUCCUGAGUCGAGUAUUAAACAGAGUGGCUCUCCUCAGUUGCCAAAUUUUAUGGAUCCAAAGAUGGAAUCACUGUCACCAGCACACACUGUCCAAUCUAUGACACAAAAUAUGGUAGCGCCACCAACUGAAAUGACCUUUCAAUCACCGAUGUUGUCUGACACAUCAUCCUUGGGGUCCCAUAUAAUGCUGACCACUGACACAUCAUCCUUGGGGUCCCACAUAAUUGUGGCCAAUAACCCACAGCCUCCUGUAGUGAUAACUGACCCCACUAAUGGACCGACAUUUCACCCACAAAUACCCACUGUCCAACAUGAGCAGCAUGAGCUAUAUUUGAAUCAAAAUUCUGAGGAGGUCACAGAGCAGCCAGAACAGGGGGAUGUUUACCCAGAUCUGGAUCUGGGAGAUAUCAUUAGUCAAUACUUUGAACCUGAAAUUGAUCCUGAUGAUCCUGAUUGGACGUGUUUAUUGCAAACUUGAAUCUUGAUAUCCCACUUUAAAAUCUAAAAUGCUUAUUAAACGGUGGAGGGGGACUGUGAUGACCCUAUAGGUUUCCUCUUGUCCGUCUUUCACGUAUGUAUGUUAUAAAACAAUUAAACUGCGCAUUUUGAGCUAUACCUAUUGCAUUCCUAAAUAUCUUAUUCUGGUAUGGACCGGGAGAUCAAUUUUCGAGGUUUAGUUGAGGUGUAGCCAGACUAUUUCAACCAGGCUACCCAAAUUUUGCACCUUUAUCAAGAGGUCAAGGUUACAUUUAUGCAUUAGUUCUUUAUUUCUUUGUUUUAGAGUUUUUUUUUGUGAAUUCAUAUUUUUAGGUUAUCUGACCUGAAGGGUCAGGGUGACCUAUAGUUAUCGUGCUUCGACCUUCCUCGUGUGCUGUGCAUGAACUUUUCACAUUUCAAACUUCUUAAGUUCCACUGUUGGGAUGGAGCUGAAACUUGUCUGGAAUGAUCCUGAGAUGGUUUUGACAACCAAGUUUGUUAUUUUUUGGGUCGGUGCAAAAUCCAAGAUAGCUUGAAAAACACAUCGUAAAUUUCCACUGGAGCCAUUAAGCUGACAUUUGGUAUGGAUGUUAAGGAAGGGAAGCUGUCAAGAUGUUGUUAUUUUUCAGUCUCGUAAUUUUUUUUACAUGGCAGCCAUGGCGGCCAUUUUGUAACAUGAUUGCACAAUCCUGAACAACACCUAUUUCAAACUUCUUCUCAAGGUCCACAAGUGGGAUUCAGCUGUAGCUUAUGUGAAAUGCUCCCGAGAUGGUCCUGACCUAGUGUUGUUCUGAAAUCCAAGAUGGCCACCACCAUGAAACACAUUUUAAACUUCUACAGUCACUGGUGCCAUUGAGCUGACUAUUGGUAGGAAUGCUAAGAAAGGAAGGCAAAAAAGUUAUUUUCCAGCCUCUUAAAACUUUUGACAAAGCAGCCACAGCAGCCAUUUUGUAACUUAAUUGUGUAAUUAUGGUUUUCCUGAACAACACCUACAAUGUACUUCAAAACUUUUUCUCAAGUUGUACCAGUAGGAUUCAGCUCUAACUUACCUGAAAUGCUCCCGAGAUUGUCCGGACCAUGUGCUGUUAUUUUUUUCGGGACGGUCUGAAAUCCAAGAUGACUGCCACUGCCACUAGUGGAAUAUAACAUACAGUCAGCACAUUUAUACAAUGGCCCGAGAAUGGAAUAACGCAUUGUAUUGUGGUAGAAAACUGUAUAUGGAUAGUGGGGCUGGGAAUUUUAGCUAAGUGCCUAUGAACUACAGCAUCUUUUACUACCUUGUGGAAGAAAUCAAUGAAAACACCUCCUUGUACUUUUUUGGGGGGCUAUAGUUUCACUUCCAAGUACAUUACUUGGGGAACCUUGCUUUGGUUAAAGAUGUGAAUAUUUGCCCUAAAAGAUCAUGUAUUUUGACAAAAACCAAGUCAUUAAAAUUGGUAUAAAUUAACUGUGGUAUAUUUGACAUUUUGAAAUAAUGAAGACUGCAGAUAAGACUGUAUCAGUAUAAUAUAAGCAGGCGAAGUGUCAUGCUACUGUUUCUAAGAAAUAUAUUGGUAUGAUGGCACUUAAAAAGUGAACCCUUGAAGGUUUUCAUUGUGUUGCGACCAUUGUAAUAUCUUGUAUUAAAAGCAAUUGAUCAUGAGGAUGUUAAACUCGGAACAAAUUAUAAUGUAAUUUGUUCAAUUUUUUAAACAGAAUGUCUUUUUUUUUUUUUUUUUUUUUCCAUUUAUUUAUUCCAAUUUGUUCCAAUAAAUCAGUCUCAAUUUAUGCAAGUUCAUAGCAUACCAAAACUAUUUAUUUAAUAGUUUAUAGCAUACCAAAACUAUUUAUUUAAUAGUUUAACAUUCAUUCUACUUUUAUUGACAAAUAUUUUAAUAUUACUUAUAAAUAUCACAUUCAUGAAAAUACAUUAUGUAGUGUAGGUUUUUGUACAAUAAGAAUUAGCUAAAUGAGAUUAUUGUGACAAUGACAAUUAUUAAUAUGUAUACAAUGUUAAAGAAAGUAUCGGUAGAAAAUUGUUUAAUUAAGAUAUUGAAAAGAGAAUUCAAACUACUGCCUAACUCUGACAAUAGUUUUAUGGACUCAUCGACAAUUUUGAUGGUUUCCAUGAUGCAUGGGUCUGUGGUGACUGAGUGGUUAAGGUGUCCAGACAUGUACACUUUAUCACUAGACUUCCACCUCUGGGUUGUGAGUUCAAAACCCAUGUGGGGCAGUUGCUUGGUAUUGACCGUAGGUCGGUGCUUUUUCUCUGGGUACUCUGGCUUUCCUCCACCUCCAAAACCAGGCACAUCCUUAAAUGACCCUGGCUGUUAAUAGGACGUUAAACAAAAUAAACCAAAAACUACACAAUCCAUGAUACAUAAGUAAAAUCCAGUUCUAUUGCACAUAUCAUUAUAUGUAUACAUACAUGUAAUAUAUUUCAUGUGUGUGAGAGAAUAUUGAAAUUUUAACUGGGUGUGAAGCACAAGUAAAAAUGGUUGUUAUAUUUUGUCAUUAACUUGUGAAAUACAAAAAUAUAUAUAUAUGUAAUGGGAAUUAAAGCAUUCAAUUUUCUGUUUAUAUUUCGUUUUUAAGGGAUAAAAGAAAUCUAUACAUCAAAAGAGUAUAGGAUUCGGUAGCAUAAUCCUUGAUGCAUGUAUCUUGGGAUGUUAUGCUUGACAACAAAACGUUGCCAUUUUGAUUGGGCUGCUCAACACCAUUUCCUGUUGCCCAAUUGUUACAGUACCUGGAUGCCCUAUUGUUAGCAGUAUGCCCAAUUGUUAGCUGUAUGUCCUAUUGUUACCUGUACGUUUUGCUUACAAAACUGUUGUCUAUUAUUAUGUAUUGAUGAAUGUAUUCUGGUACAGUUUUAAAUUAAUGAUCUUUUUGGGUGGUUGCUUCAUUUGGAUACAAAACGAACAAAUUGGUGGAUAUCUGUGUGGUGAAAUAUUAAACAUAAUUUUGAUCGCAGUAAUUGGUACCAACAAUUCAAUCAUCACUUACGGUGAUCUAUAAGCAGUGAUGAUAAAAGUUUUUUAUCAUGCUGAUAUCCGGUAUUUCACUCUUAAAAAUGAAUAUUAUACAGGUUGGAUUUUUAGUGCCAUUUGACUAAUAUUGAAUUCAUAAUUCUUGCCUGUUAUGAAAUAUUAUAUUACUGGUAAUGUAGUCUCACUGUCCAUUUUGUGACCAUGUGAGCAAAUUUGUGGAUUCUUCUUACAAUUAAAAUCAGUUUAUAUUCAUCAUAUUUCAAUUCAUUAUAUAUUUUGUUACUCCAUUGUCAAGUGAUGAUUUUGUCAAUUUACACAUUUUGUAUGAUAUAAUUGGUCAAUAGACACAUUUUGUAUGAUAUAAUUGGUAUGUCAUUUUGAAAUGAUUUGUCCGUUAGAUUUAGAUAUGAAACAUUAUAAAUUACCCUGUACUGAAUUCAUUAUUUCAUGUAGGACAAAGGUUCCAUUAAAUCUAUGAAGCUGUCGCUAGAAAAACCAUGAAACCUAUUACGUUAUUGUGUACAAGAACACUGAUAAUGACCUUGAACAUGUUGCUGUUGUUCUUCGCCACUCGUAUAAAAAGAAGUUUCAUAUU
Molecule: messenger RNA, 7058 nt
Organism: Pecten maximus
Lineage: Eukaryota; Metazoa; Mollusca; Bivalvia; Pectinida; Pectinidae
Product: signal transducer and activator of transcription 5B-like
Exons: 19
Coding region: 181-3498 (1105 amino acids)
Biological process (GO): regulation of cell population proliferation; defense response; cell surface receptor signaling pathway via JAK-STAT
Molecular function (GO): DNA-binding transcription factor activity, RNA polymerase II-specific; RNA polymerase II cis-regulatory region sequence-specific DNA binding
Source: RefSeq, a predicted model, not a curated record